Messenger RNA from Toxorhynchites rutilus septentrionalis, 952 nucleotides. RefSeq lists its product as uncharacterized. The coding region runs from base 551 to 952 and encodes 133 amino acids. The record is from RefSeq and is a predicted model, not a curated record. Lineage: Eukaryota; Metazoa; Arthropoda; Insecta; Diptera; Culicidae. The transcript is spliced from 2 exons.
UUCUUCACCUGCCCCGCUUAACGCGUUAAACCUGGCUUACGGUAAGCCUCGCUUAACGUUAAGCCGCACAUUUAAGCGAGGCUUAAAAAAUUACAUUUCUUCACCCCGGUUUAGCAAUCUGAGAGGCUCGCUUACCGUAAGCCGCGCUUAGGUAUAUUUCCCGUUUGGUCGCCCUAUUUUUCCAUUUGACCUGUCACUUUAAGCCGACGAUGAUUGUUUUGAUGUGAUACGCAAUCGAGAAAUUCGACAUUGAUCAUUAAUGAGGGCCAAUUUCGUAAAUGUAAUAAAUGAUUUUCAUGGAUUUUCCAUGUUGUUAUGUUUUUUUUUACUUUACUCAUCAAUUCUAUGCAACAGCAUGUGUUUUUCUUUUCACAGUAAUGAUGAAUGUUUCCUUGAGAAUUACAUAUUUCUCAACACAUAACACCAGGAAACAGUCAUUUUUAUAAAUAAGACUUUGGCUCUUAUGAGAUAGUGUCAGUAGUAGAAGAAUUGAAUCUAUUUUUCUGUUUUUAACAACUCGUUGGGACUUUGAACAAAAAGGUAAAGUAAAAUGACGCCGAAACUCGGAGACAAAAAGCGAGUCCGCUCGAUUAAUUUCACAGAUGCGGAAGAAGAAUUGCUGCUGAGAUUAGCAUUGAAUAGAAAAGACGUAAUUGAAUGCAAGGUCAGCGACGUUAAAAGGAACGACGAUAAAGUUCGCAUGUGGGAGGAAAUCACUAGAGAGUUCAAUACGAGCUGCCUCAAUACGGUGAGAACGCUGACAGUACUCAAAAAGAAAUAUGAAAAUAUAAAAAAGAACAUCCGUCAGGCGGUUUCAAAGGAGACAUUAUCGCGUAGAGCCACUGGUGGCGGUCGAGGCCCUGAAGAAUGGCGGCCAAAAUCAGAAGCGAUGGCUGAGCUACGAGAAGUAAUUGUUAGAGUGGGCAACCCCUCGCUACUUGUCAUACCUUGA